UAUUCCGCUCGCGUCCCCGGGAUGCCCGGGGCCCCGAGGAGGGGGCGGCCCGGGCGCCUGGAGGCUGCCUCUCGGGGACCUGGGGCGCUUCCCGAGGUGACCCGCAGAGCAGGCGCCUCUCGGUCCUGGCGGAGGCUGAGCACCUGGCCCUGGCGGGACCGGGACGGGGUGCCCUCAGGCCGCCCGCGGCCCGGCGCCCCCGCACUCUGCUGGCACCUGGAGGCUCUGCCGCGCGGGAGGAGAGCUGUGCCUCGUUUUCCCAGCCGGUAACACGACCCGGCGGCGAAAGUGGAUCUCCGCGGUUGCCUUCAGCCUUGAGGUUUUCCGAGUGUGUAAUUGAAGUCGAAGAGGAAGAAGCAGAUUCCUGGGCUAUAUGGUAUCACUAUUGAAGAGCUGUCCUGCAUGCUCCAAGGAUGUGUGGUCACUGCUGCUCAACGCCCUUAUUGGACCAGGUUCCUGCCAGCUUGAUCCCAUGCUUGGAUUCCAAGGUGACCAUGGAGGCUGGCGGCCUCCCCUUGGAGCUGUGGCGCAUGAUCUUAGCCUACCUGCACCUGCCCGACCUGGGCCGCUGCAGCCUGGUUUGCAGGGCCUGGUAUGAACUGAUCCUCAGUCUCGACAGCACUCGCUGGCGACAGCUGUGUCUGGGAUGCACCGAAUGCCGCCACCCCAACUGGCCCAACCAGCCUGAUGUGGAGCCUGAGUCUUGGCGGGAGGCCUUCAAGCAGCAUUACCUUGCCUCCAAGACGUGGACCAAGAAUGCCCUGGACUUGGAGUCCUCUGUCUGCUUUUCUCUAUUUCGCCGGAGGAGGGAACGCCGUACCCUGAGUGUUGGGCCAGGUCAUGAGUUUGACAGCCUGGGCAGCGCCUUGGCCAUGGCAAGCCUGUAUGACCGAAUUGUGCUAUUUCCAGGUGUGUAUGAAGAGCAGGGUGAAAUCAUCCUGAAGGUGCCCGUGGAGAUCGUAGGCCACGGGAAGUUGGGUGAGGUGGCCUUACUCGCCAGCAUCGAUCAGCACUGCUCCACUACACGCCUGUGCAACCUUGUCUUCAUGCCGGCCUGGUUCUCACCCUUCAUGUUUAAGACAACAUCGGGUCAUGUUCAGUUUGACAACUGCAACUUUGAGAAUGGGCACAUCCAGGUCCAUGGCCCAGGCACCUGCCAAGUGAAGUUUUGUACCUUCAAAAACACCCAUGUUUUCCUGCACAAUGUGCCCUUGUGUGUCCUGGAAAACUGUGAAUUUGUGGGCAGUGAAAACAACUCUGUGACUGUUGAGGGCCACCCAUCUGCAGACAAGAACUGGGCCUACAAGUAUCUACUAGGGCUUAUCAAGUCUUCACCCAGCAUACUCCCCACAGAGGACUCUGACUCUUUAAUGUCCCUAGACCUGGAGAGCAGGGACCAGGCCUGGAGCCCAAGGACCUGUGACAUUGUCAUCGAGGGCAGCCAAAGCCCUACCAGCCCAGCUUCUACCUCCCCAAAGCCAGGCUCCAAGGCUGGCUCACAGGAGGCAGAGGUGGGCAGUGAUGGGGAAAGGGUGGCCCAGACUCCAGACAGCAGCGAUGGAGGCCUGAGUCCUAGUGGUGAGGAUGAGGAUGAGGACCAGCUCACAUACAGACUGUCCUACCAAGUGCAGGGCCCACGCCCUGUCCUGGGGGGCUCCUUUCUCGGCCCACCACUUCCAGGAGCAUCCAUUCAGCUGCCCAGUUGCCUAGUGCUGAACUCACUGCAGCAGGAGCUGCAGAAGGACAAGGAGGCCAUGGCACUGGCCAGCUCUGUGCAGGGCUGCCUCAUCCGCAAGUGCCUCUUCCGGGACGGGAAGGGAGGUGUCUUUGUUUGCUCCUAUGGCCGAGCCAAGAUGGAAGGAAACAUCUUCCGGAACCUGACUUAUGCGGUGCGGUGUAUACAUAAUAGCAAGAUUGUCAUGCUCAGGAAUGACAUUCACCGUUGCAGAGCGUCAGGCAUCUUUCUUCGCUUGGAGGGCGGAGGCUUGAUCGCUGGCAACAACAUUUACCACAAUGCGGAGGCCGGCGUAGACAUCCGGAAAAAGUCCAACCCACUCAUUCUGUGUAACCAGAUCCACCAUGGCCUUCGUUCUGGCAUUGUCGUCCUUGGCAAUGGGAAAGGCAUCAUCCGGAACAAUCAAAUCUUUUCAAAUAAGGAGGCUGGCAUUUAUAUCCUGUACCAUGGAAAUCCAGUCGUGAGUGGGAACCACAUUUUCAAGGGUCGUGCAGCCGGCAUAGCAGUGAAUGAGAACGGCAAAGGCCUCAUCACAGAAAACGUCAUCCGUGAAAAUCAGUGGGGAGGUGUAGACAUCCGCCGUGGAGGCGUCCCGGUCCUCAGGAGCAACCUUAUCUGCUUUGGCUACUCAGACGGUGUGGUCGUGGGGGAUGAAGGCAAAGGACUGAUAGAAGGAAACACCAUCUAUGCUAAUAAGGGCUGUGGUGUGUGGAUGAUGUCGUCCAGCCUGCCUCACGUCACCAGCAACCAUGUCAGCUACAAUGGCCUGUACGGAGUGGCAGUGUUUAGCCAGAAGGACGGUUCUGGGGAGUUCCCUGGAGGUCAUGGGGCCCAGGAGAACUUCAGCGAGGACGGAGAUGCCAUCCUUUGGGAGACCGAACUGGAAAAGGACGACGACCCAUUGCGUCGGCCCGUCACCAUAGCUCUUGUUGAGUCUAACAGUAUUAAUCACAAUGGAGCCUCAGGCCUCUACGUCCAGAGCAGUGAGGCGCUGCACGUCCUCACCAAUGUGAUCCACGCUAAUGGGGACAGAGGGAUCACCGUGGCCCAGAGCAGCCAGCUCACCCGCGUGGUCAACAACAGUAUCUCCUGCAACCGCCAGAGUGGGGUCAAGGUCGAGGCCCAGUGCAAGGUGGAGCUCCGGGGCAAUGGUAUCUAUGACAACAGAGGCCAUGGCAUCAUCACCAAGGGCGACAGCACCGUCGUCAUCGAAAAUGACAUCAUUGGCAACCGGGGCAGCGGGCUGCAGCUCUUGCCCAGGUCCGACACGAAGGUAAUAAAGAACCGGAUCCAUUCAUUCCGGGCCUACGGCAUUGCAGUGCGGGGCCGCGCCAAGGCCCUGGUGCAGGAGAACAUCAUCUUCCAGGGCAAGACCAGCAAGACCAUUUUUCAGCAGAUCUCCAACAACCGAGAAUGUGUCCUGCAAAACAAUAAGUUCCUGGUGUUCAAGAAAAAAUCUGAUACGUGGCGCCUGGUGAACCCACCGGCACGGCCUCACCUUGAAAGCUGUCUCCGAGGCCCCUCUGCAGCCCACAGUGGGCAGAAGGUGACAGCCAUGGCAACGAGGAUCACAGCCCGCGUGGAGGGUGGUUACCACAGCAACCGCAGCGUCUUCUGCACCAUUCUGUAAGGAUGGGAGCCGCGGGGUGGGGUGGCUGGAGGGCUGUCCAGACUCCGGGAGCAGCAACCCCAUACCCUGCACUCAGGCUCGUGGGUGUUCAGGUGAGCCAGGAGGUAAAGGCAAUGUCAGGAUGGAAGAAGCGGCAUCUGAGGGGCUCUAGGCCCCUCUCGGUCCUCCUACUCACCGUACCCCAGAGAAAACAGGCUUCCACGCUUCCUGGGAACUGAGAAAAAAAAAAAAGAUUGGUGGGCUUCCUGUCACUCAAGCUCUUAUAGAGGUUAUGGAGUUGGGGAAAAUUGAUACUAAAACUUCAGUCAGGUCUUUCUGUGUGAAUGACAGGGAAGUGGUGUUUUACACACACCAAACCCGGACUCUAGUCAGAGAAGAGCAGACUGACUCCUGAGGGAGGAGGUGAUUCUAGUGAGGUAGAAAGAGCCCCAGAAUUUUCCCCUUUCUUGGGCCUCUCUCGAUCCCUGCAGGGAUGCGGCCACACCCUCCCGGCUGUCUACAGAGGCUGGAGGAGUUGAGUUUGGUUCCCUUCAACUUGAACGUGGACUGUGAGGGGAACAGAGAGCCUCUCUGGACAGGCUGCCUCAGGGAUGACAAGGGACAUGCUGAAAACACAGGCCUCCUUUGAGCAGCCUGGUGCCAGGUUGGGCAAGGCAAGGAUGCACGAGACUCCACUCCGCCCUCAGGGAGUUCCCAAACUCAGGAGGAUGCAGGCUCGGGGCCUGCCGCGCAAGGGUUCGGGUCCUGCGCACACCCCCACCAGCUGCCCCUCCUGGGCACCAGACUGGUGGAGAUGGAGGUGCCCAGGUCCCCUUGUCUGUAUCCGUGUUCUCUCAUGGAUAACUGCCUGCCUUUACUGACCCGACCACGGUUCCCCACUCUGUGCCUUGGCCCACGCUCUGACCUCCUCCUGGCAUGCCCUUCUCGCCAUCUGCACAUGUCACGUCCCACCUAGUCUUUGAGGUUUAGCUGAGACACUGCCUUCUCCACAGAGCUCCCGUCCCUGCAGUGACCAUGCUCUUCCCCCUCUGAGGCUCUGCUGCCCUUUCUCUGCCCCCUCUCAGGUACUGAGCACUUUCUGCCUUGCUUUGGAGUUUUCUAGGUCCAUUCCUGUCCCACUCACCUGCCUGUGAGCUCCCGGACGGUAGGACCAGCUCUCCCAGUCUGUCCCCAGUUCCUAGUCCAGGGUUGGGAUAGGGUCAGUAGCCUGAGUGAGGGGAGGAAGGCCUCCCAAAGGGCUUUACUGUACCGUACUGUGAAUGUGUCAAGGUUCCAGAGCCAGGUGGGCACAGAUCCCACCUGCUUGAGGACGGGGCUGAAUGCAGGACUGGCUCAGCCGGAACACUCCCCCUCCCACUCGGCUUUUCAUGCGGGGCCUUCACCAGCCUGUUGGGGGCGCUGUUGUGCACCUUACCAGUGGCUUCCCAGGCUGGUUCUGCCAGGCCCUAGGUGCUGCUCUCCUGGGCUGGGUGGAGGGGGUGGCUGGAGGGAGCCAGGAGCACUGGCUUCUCCCCAGGACUGUGGGCACAUGAGCACUGGCCCCUCCCGUCCCCAGCACUGUCUUUUGCACUUCUCUGGUGGCCCCAGUGGGCGUCGCUGUACAAAAUGCUGCCUUUGUUAUUUUGUAGUGACUCUUCUGUGAACCAAAUGCUCAUGAAAAUCUCUGCAACCAAAAUAAAGUUCUAUCUUUUAAAAGAA
Molecule: messenger RNA, 5063 nt
Organism: Mirounga angustirostris (Northern elephant seal)
Lineage: Eukaryota; Metazoa; Chordata; Mammalia; Carnivora; Phocidae
Gene: FBXO10
Product: F-box protein 10
Exons: 12
Coding region: 414-3365 (983 amino acids)
Biological process (GO): ubiquitin-dependent protein catabolic process; regulation of apoptotic process
Molecular function (GO): protein binding
Source: RefSeq, a predicted model, not a curated record